Rotaria sp. Silwood2 is the source of this 3382-nucleotide messenger RNA. The record is from the annotation of a GenBank genome assembly. Lineage: Eukaryota; Metazoa; Rotifera; Eurotatoria; Philodinida; Philodinidae.
AUGAAUGGAAAAGUUAUUUCUCACUCACAAUCAUCACGUAUUGCGGUAAGAUCGUCACCGAAAUGCCAAUAUUCGGCAAUGAACAAUGUGAAAACAUUACAUUCGAUUGAAGAUGCUAAAGAAUACACUCAAGAUCUUGCUGACAUUUGGGAACUGAAGCGUUAUCAAAAUGGUAAAGAAUUUGUUGCCAUAUUACUGAGAGCGCUUGAUCAACGAGAACAUCCAGAAAUUGCAUAUUAUUAUGCAUUUACCGAUGCACACGGUGGAAACUAUUAUAUUUUGGUUAUUAUUCAUAAAUAUGCGGACAGAAUAGAAAUUUGUUUUUCGUAUCAAGAAAUGACUCUUGUUAGAGGCGCCUAUAGCGGUAUUGCAUUAUCGGAACAUAAACCAAUUUCUUGGCUAAAAGAAAAUGCAUCACAAAGUUUAGAGGCACAUAUGAAAAUAGUAAGAAGUUUUAGUGAAAUUUAUACACUGCACAAUCUAACGGUGUAUCAAGUGAUGUUGGUGGUGAUAUGUACGGCUAUGAUUCGCAUGGAUAAGUGUUACAACAAUGCGGUAAAAAGUGAAGCAAAAAUAGUUUCUUAAAUUGGACCAAGACACACACACAUACACAAGAACUAUCCCUCUUUAUUAAUCAGGACAUUUUCCAUGCACUGCCAAAAUAAAAACAAAUUAAAUAUUAUCUUAUUUUUAAAUUUUUUUAAUGUUUUCUUCGAGAACGUAUAUUUUACAUUGCUUUUCAAAUGAAUUCUUUCUCUCAUCUGACUAACUUUUUAAAAUUUGUAGAUCUAUCUUAAUCAACAAUCAGUUACGUCCAAGAAUGACUAGCCGAAUGCGAAUUGCAAUUAAUCGAAAUGAUUUUGAUGCAGCAGAAUUUUAUCGAAAGAGCGGUCAACAUCAAGAAUUUAAAGAAAAUACCUCAGCGACAGAAUCCAUCUAUAUCUAUGCUGUUAUUUAACCGCAUAAGGAUGGCAGAGUCACGGUGAUUUUCUCGCAACACUGUGUAAUAUCGAAUGGUACAAUUACAAAUGAAGUAAUCGAAUGGUGCAAACAAGAAGCUGGUCGAAAUUUGAAAUCCAUGCUGCCGAAAAGCAUUGAUUUUGAUUACAAUUUCUCAUAGUGACAUCCAAAAUUGCUGAACAAUACAUAAUCGAGAACUUUGUGCUGCAUCUUUUUCUUCUCAACCUUUUGUAAAAAUUAUAUACACUUCAGAUCCAAUAUGAAUUAAAUGGGAAAACUAUUUGAACUGCUUCAAUCACAGAUAGCAAGAGGAAGGAAACUUAGACGAAGAGACUAAAACAGAAUGUUUUACAGAGCAGCACAAGAAGUGCAAAAAUAUAGCGAUCAAACGGUGUCGGGUGUAGGCGUGGUUGGAGUUUUGAUUGAGGUUUGUCAUAGUGUUCUUGAAGAGUUAUACUAUGCAACCAACCUUAAACUCAAACGGCAAUUUUAUCAGCAAAUGUUUGUUGGUACUACAGGAGCCUAAUGGUACUUUCGGUGUCAAUGUUAAGAAAAGUUUAUUUCGACUGAAAAAUUUAUUAGCAGAAUGCUCCAACUCUGGGAAAGUAAAUACUUCUAUUUUGAAUCUAUACUAUGAUGAAAUAUUUUUAAAAAAAUCAUCUAAAAUGGUAUUCAAUCAUGACACCUUUGCCGUAAAAUUCCAGAAAGAUAAGUUUAAUCAAUGUUUUCAAAAAGGUUCUAUAAGAUUACAGAUUCCACAAAAAUGUACAUCAACACAUCAAUCUUUAGAUACAUUUGUUUUCAGACAGUGGAAAAACUUUGCAAAGAGAUGUUGUAAUAGAGUGGCUCUCGAUGAAUUAAAUUACGAUUUGUGAUCUCGUAAUGGAAUAAUAAGGUUACAGUCAUUAAUUUACAAUCAGUUAACAUCAGAUGUAUUCUCACCUAUGUGGAGAUAUGCUUGGAUGAAAGCAGGUUUUUUUUCAGAGAACUAUGAAGCAUUUGAAACUGUCGAUCAAAUUUGUUUUCAUAAUAUUGACUUGACUUGUUCUUUGUGUGAUGAGAGUUCAUUUAUCAAAUGUGGGUUUGCUAAUUGUAAAAGAGUUUUAUGUUUUCACCAUUUUUAUGACUCAUAUCAUUAACAUUAAUUUGUGAUAGACACGCAAUGUUACUACAGCGCGAAUGUCUUUGUCUAUGCUUAAAUAAAAUAUCACAAGUCCAUUCCACCGUCUUUAUUCAUUGACUUUUGACCUUUGACUUCAGGCUUUGGUAGACUAUUGAAAACUUCGAUCGUAGAAAAUCUACUCUUAAACAAUCUCUUGGCACAAAUGAUAGUGAUAUUAGUUAAUAACUCAACAAGCUCUACAAAAUGGCCUCACCAAAAUUUAAAACGCGAUUUAUCAGUUCUAAACGUUCCCUCGUAAGCUUAAACUUCUAUAAUAUAACGAAUUAGUUAUUUUGUUUAUUGCAGUUUGAGGCACGCAGGUAAAUCGUUGAGUAAGUUUUAUCUCUUUAAGUUGCUUACAUUGAUUUGUUUGUAUGUUGCAGGUUGUUUGGCAUAUGGAAAUCAUCGUUGGCGACGAUUUGUAAACUGUUGUGCCGUCGGUGGUAUGCGUGGCGUUUCGAAUGUUUCUGAAAAGCACUAGGGAGGUAUAUUUCAAAUGAAUCGAUACUAUAUUGAAAAGAGUCUUAUAAUAAUUUGCUGUCUUGAUGUGGAAAAUUACUCUAUAGGUUAUUUACAUUUCCGUUUGGUUCGUUUGAUGUAUAUAGUUCUUUGGUUUUGCGAAAUACUACAAAUGGUACGCAUGCCAUUGACGGCACUUAUGGUGUUAUGUGAAAAUUUGGCUACUCAAAUGUGGAACAAGGUUUAGUGCAGAUAAUUUUGUAGAAAAUCUUGUAUACAGAUGGCCGGUGUAAGCUCAGUACGGAACUCUUGCUACGAAACCUCGCUUUCCUGCUUCUCGAAUUGGUUUUCUACCAAACCUUUCCUCCAAAACCUUUUUUCUAAUUGUGAGAAAUGGUUUUGUACGAAACCUUUGAUACGAAACCUUUAUUCCACUUAUUUAAUUAAGGUUCAGUGCAAAACCUUUGCUGCAGAACCUUUAUUUAAGUUUUCGAUAUAUCGUUUGUUACCGAGCCUCCUUUUCCACAAAACCAAAAAAGGAUCUUUCCGUGUACCGAGGAUAAGAUCCUUUUUAGGUUUAGGAAAAAACCGUUUAUUAGAGUGUACACCAUUGUUUUUCUUUUACGAAUUGGUCUAGUAUUGUGAGCAUCGAUGUGAAAAUUCGGGUGGUUUUCUUUUAUAUUUCGAUGGCUACUUAUUUUCUACCUAUUAUUCUGGUUACGAUUAUCUACAUUCGCAUUAUUUUAUUUACGCAUCAUUAAAUAGCAAAGUUUUCACAAACACAGCAAAACAGACGUGGCC